This is a messenger RNA of Pisolithus orientalis, 1798 nucleotides long. Its product is annotated as phosphoglycerate mutase-like protein. Bases 274 to 1578 code for a protein of 434 amino acids. Gene Ontology annotation, molecular function: acid phosphatase activity. The record is from RefSeq and is a predicted model, not a curated record. Lineage: Eukaryota; Fungi; Basidiomycota; Agaricomycetes; Boletales; Pisolithaceae. The transcript has 8 exons.
CCUAAGAGACACUAGGUUCCAAGUAUCCGCUCUGUUUACAGCGACGUUCAUAUCGAUAGACCAGAAUUGACCAAAUCUCGAGCAAGCGCCCAGGGUCCCCACCGUCAUCGGGAAGACAUUUCUGCCCGAAUGUCGAACCUUGAUCAAAUGCGCACUUGUUGACAGAAUUGGGUGCACCUUUCUCUUCUAGUUCGGGUGCCUCAAUAAGGCGUAUACUGAACUUCGUGCGUCCCACCACUGUGUCACUGGACAGCUUCUUGCCCUUGGUCUUCGAUGUAUAUUCCAACUGUGCUCAACGUCCUCCAGGUAUCCCUCUCCCCACUGGCUGGGAUCUUUGGGUUUGGCCGCCCCGCCAGCAAUGACAUUCACUCGGUGCAUGGCUGGGACAAGUUCGGGGUUCUCUCGCCUUAUCAUGAUAGAUCGCACGUCCAUGGAGUACGAGCAGAUUUGCCUGCUGAUUGUACUGUCGACCAAGUCGUAUUGUUACACCGCCAUGGUUCUCGUGGACCCGAGGGAGAGGAAGUCUAUAUCAACAAGCUAGUCGAAACCCUGGAAAAUUCGACCAUUCCGCAUCAUUUACCACCUAGCUUGCGAUUCUUGAAGCACGGUUACAAGUCCGACCUCGUUCCAAAAAACCUGACAAUUAUUGGCCGCCAACAGCUGUUUGAUCACGGCGUAGAGUUUGGACGCCGCUACCCUGGGUUUUCGACAGACUUUGUUCUUUCGAGCACUACACAGAGAGUCAUAGAUUCUGCCUUUUACUUUACACAGGGCAUGUUCGGUCGAGAAAUGGAUAUCGUGACUGUGAACAAGCUUGGAUUACCUGUCAACUGGAUAUUGCCCUGGGAAUCCUGUCCAAAGUUUAGCCCAUGGUCGGAACUCGAAGCAGAACGAGCCACGUGGGCGAAGAAGUACAUCCCUGUAAUUAAGCAGCGGCUCAGUGCCCUCCUUCCUGGUGUCGAACUAUCCGAUGAAGACAUCCGCGGAGCGUUAUAUGCAUGUCCUUACGACCUCGCUGCUCAUGACGUGUCUCCAUGGUGUGAAGUGUUUAAGCCCCAUGAACUAGCUGCCUUCGAUUAUGAAAGCGACCUCGUCAGCGAUGGGAUAAGCGGGUACAUAUCAAGAAAUGAUACAGGGCCUAUCCUUGGAUCUGUAUACGUCAACAAGUUGAUAGAACGUUUCAGUAAUACUACUGGUGACGCUCGAGACCUUUACCUCGAAUUUGGACAUGACGUUACUAUCUUACUUGUGUUAUCUGCCAUGAAUUUGAACAAAGACAUCAUCCCUCUCACACCUGAGUACAUUCCUCCUGACCGUAAGUUCCGUGGAUCAGAACAGUCCCCGUUUGCCGCGUGGAUGAUCUGGGAGAAGUUUACUUGCAAGCACUCCUUCGAAGGCCCUCAGGUCCGUUUGCUGCUGAAUGGGGAAACAUACCCUUUGACCUCUUGCCAAAAAUCUCUCAAAGACUUGAGAUUUGGGACUUGCUCGCUGAGUAGGUUUGUGAAGGCAAACGUAUUCAGUACCAACAUUCGUUAUGGAGAUGAGACCUGGAAUGCUGCCUGUGUUGAUAAGUAUUAGAGUCUCUUAGUUCAUUAAUGACUCAUUAUCACUGUAAGCAUGAACAUCUGGGUGCGGUCCUGUCAUUUGUGUGUCAUGCCGUUCACGUCAUUGAUAUCCCUCUUACCGAUCUUUUGUAUAUCCUUGUAAAGUGCCUAGCUAAACCUCCUGUCAUCGAGUCUUACGUUGAAGUUGACUAUGCACACGCUCUAAAUUGCUAUCGAACGAAUGGAUAUUGCCG